Molecule: messenger RNA, 2631 nt
Organism: Diospyros lotus (date-plum)
Lineage: Eukaryota; Viridiplantae; Streptophyta; Magnoliopsida; Ericales; Ebenaceae
Product: cleavage and polyadenylation specificity factor subunit 2
Exons: 18
Coding region: 121-2340 (739 amino acids)
Biological process (GO): mRNA 3'-end processing by stem-loop binding and cleavage
Cellular component (GO): mRNA cleavage and polyadenylation specificity factor complex
Molecular function (GO): RNA binding
Source: RefSeq, a predicted model, not a curated record
ACAUGAAGGGCGGAUGGUGUAAUUUAUUCUGCUACAAACCCCGGGCUACUGUAGCGGGGGUUCUUGGGUUCUGACACCUUGUGAAGACGCAGGGAGAGGGAGAGGGAGAGAGAGAGAGAGAUGGGAACGUCGGUGCAGGUGAAGCCACUGUCGGGAGUAUAUAACGAAAAUCCGCUAUCAUACGUUGUCUCAAUCGACGGCUUCAACUUUCUCGUCGACUGUGGAUGGAACGACCACUUUGAUCCCUCCAUCCUUGAACCCCUCUCCAGGGUUGCUUCAAGCAUAGACGCAGUCUUGCUAUCAUAUCCAGAUACUCUUCACCUUGGUGCAUUACCAUAUGCUGUAAAACAACUUGGACUCUCCGCUCCUAUUUAUUCAACAGAGCCUGUGCAUAGGUUAGGCCUGCUGACUAUGUACGAUCAGUAUCUAUCGCGAAAGCAAGUAUCAGAAUUUGAUUUGUUUUCACUGGAUGAUAUUGAUUCUGCUUUCCAAGGUGUGACCAGAUUGACCUACUCCCAGAAUUAUCAUCUCCCUGAGAAAGGGGAAGGAAUAGUUAUUGCUCCUCAUGUUGCUGGUCAUCUAUUGGGCGGUACUGUUUGGAGGAUUACAAAAGAUGGGGAGGAUGUUAUCUAUGCUGUUGACUUCAACCAUCGCAAAGAAAGGCAUUUGAAUGGAACUCUUCUAGAAUCAUUUGUCCGACCUGCUGUUCUAAUAACUGAUGCCUACAAUGCUUUAAAUAACCAGCCUUCUAGACGUCAGAGGGAUCAAGAAUUUCUGGAUGUUAUUCUGAAGACUCUUAGAGCAGAGGGCAAUGUACUACUACCCGUUGACACUGCUGGUCGUGUAUUAGAGCUACUUUUAAUAUUGGAACAGUAUUGGGCCCAGAAUCACUUGACUUAUCCCAUCUUCUUCCUCAAUUAUGUUGCAUCAAGCACAAUUGAUUACGUGAAGAGUUUCCUUGAGUGGAUGAGUGAUACUAUAGCAAAGUCAUUUGAACACACUCGUGACAAUGCUUUCCUUCUAAAGCAUAUCACUCUCUUAAUCAACAAGAGUGACCUGGAGAAAGUUCCAGACAGUCCAAAGAUUGUUCUAGCAUCUAUGGCCAGUUUGGAGGCAGGUUCCUCUCAUGACAUAUUUGUCGAGUGGGCUGCUGAUGCCAAGAAUCUUGUGCUUUUUACAGAAAGAGGGCAGUUUGGUACAUUAGCCCGCAUGCUUCAGGCUGAUCCACCUCCUAAAGCUGUUAAAGUCACCAUGUCCAAGAGGGUUCCUUUGGUGGGGGACGAGUUAGCUGCUUAUGAAGAAGAGCAAAACCGCAUAAAAAAGGAGGAAGCUUUAAAAGCUAGCCUUGUCAAGGAAGAGGAAUCAAAAGCAUCCCAUGGAUCUGAUGAUAUUAUGGGUGAUGCAAUGGUUGUUGAUGCUAGCAGUACUCGCACUUUAUCAGAUGUUGUUGGUCGGCACUCUGGUGCAUACCGGGACAUCUUUAUUGAUGGGUUUGUUCUGCCUUCCUCCAGUAUUGCUCCAAUGUUUCCCUUUUAUGAAAACUCCUCUGAAUGGGAUGACUUUGGUGAAACCAUCAAUCCAGAUGAUUACAUAAUCAAAGAGGAAGACAUGGACCAAGGAGCCAUGCAGGUUGGAGAUCUGGAUGGAAAACUCGAUGAAGGAUCAGCUAGUUUGAUACUUGAUACCACGCCUUCAAAAGUCAUAUAUAACGAAUUGACCGUUCAUGUGAAGUGUUCAUUGAUAUACAUGGAUUUUGAGGGCCGUUCUGAUGGCCGUUCAAUUAAAUCAAUUCUGGCCCAUGUGGCUCCAUUAAAGCUUGUCUUGGUGCAUGGAUCAGCAGAGGCCACUGAACAUCUGAAGCAACAUUGCUUAAAAAAUGUUUGCCCCCAUGUAUAUGCUCCGCAAAUUGAAGAAACAAUUGAUGUCACUUCAGAUUUGUGUGCAUAUAAGGUGCAACUGUCUGAGAAGCUGAUGAGUAAUGUGCUCUUUAAGAAGCUCGGAGAUUAUGAAGUAGCUUGGAUUGAUGCUGAAGUAGGGAAGAGUGAGAGUGGCACGCUCUCUUUGCUUCCUCUAUCAAAACCCGCUCCACCACAUAAGACGGUCUUUGUUGGUGACAUAAAACUGGCAGAUUUGAAGCAGUUCCUAUCAAGCAAAGGGGUGCAGGUUGAAUUUGGCGGUGGAGCCUUACGAUGUGGGGAAUAUACUACCAUCCGCAAGGUUGGAGAUUCAACUCAGAAGGGUGGUGGUGCUGGUAUUCAACAGAUCAUCCUUGAAGGGCCCUUAAUCGAGGAGUACUACAAGAUUAGAGACCAUCUCUAUUCGCAGUUUUAUUCUGUUUAGCGCGAAUCAGAAGCAUUGUGAUUUUGUACGGAAAUGUGUAGUUUAGGGAUAACCAAUUGUAGUUACAAGGAGUAUUAUUAUUGUAGAACAAUUUAGCAUGAAACAGUGUCCGGGAACAUAUGUAUCCAUUUUUACCUAACAUUCUUUUUGUCUAUUUUGGUUAUCAAUCAGAAUUCACUGUUGAGUGGGUGGGUGUGUGCUAGGGAAAUUCAUUUGGAGUCUUAGAUUGUCAAGAUGGCUAUUUUAAACUCUCGUCAUUUGGAAUGAUGAAAUUCUUCUUGUAGAGAAUAA